This is a messenger RNA of Magnusiomyces paraingens, 2100 nucleotides long. RefSeq lists its product as uncharacterized. The transcript has a single exon. NCBI's taxonomy places the organism in Eukaryota, Fungi, Ascomycota, Dipodascomycetes, Dipodascales, Dipodascaceae. Bases 1 to 2100 code for a protein of 699 amino acids. The record is from RefSeq and is a predicted model, not a curated record.
AUGACCUUCUAUGGAGGCUCCGGCCCUUCGUCAAUCUUCUUCUAUGUUGCAAUGGGCAUAGGGGUGGUUUUUGUCUUCAUCUUCACCAUUUCCGGGCUUCGAUACUACGUCCGACGCCGGAGACUCGCAGCAACUGGCGACUACAUGGACUACGAAUCUUACCCGCGAGACACAACAACACAACAAUAUGCUGGCGUGUACCAAAUCAAUGGCAAUGUUAAUGGCCCGUUGUCUCCAGAUAAUAUUGUCAUGGGCGGCGGUCCGGGUCCUGGAAGCGGGUUCCCAAUGCAACAACAACAACAACAACAGUACCAACACCGGCACACUCUCUCAACAGAUUCAACCGAUGGGUCUCUCAUGUUUGUAUCGCAAAAUGCGUACCCUUAUAAUGUGGGAGCAAGCGGAGCGCGUCGUGCAAUGCAACAGGCUCGUGCGCAAGGACGCAGAACCCGACGCGAAAAGAAGCUCAUGACUCAAGAACAAAUGGAUGCACGGUACCCCGCAAUGAAGUUCUGCGACGCCAUUCUUACGAGUCAACUCUACAAAGAAGACAAACCCGCACAAAAUUUCCAAGAAACCUUGAUUGGUGGUGCAAAAAAUCCAGUAAGUCCCACUGAUGCUCUGCAACAAGGCUCCACUGUAAGCAAUGGCAGCAGCAGCAGCCGCAGCAACAACAACAAGGCUGAUCGAGAAAACGCUGGUUCAAUGUUGCAAGAGUCUCCUUCUAUGGCCACAGAAUUAUCGUCGUCUUCAUCGACUGCGUGCUCUGCUGCCUCGUCUGCUACGUCUUCGGCUGCCUCGUCCCCGGCUAGUACCAAAAAGGGCAAUGUCGUCAUCACAGCCACUGGAGUAGAUGACGAGGAGGACAAUGACAUUGACAACCCGCUCAAAACGGACACCAACAACCAACAAUCGCUGCCGCUUCCAUUAUCUUGGAGAGGUCACCACAGUAAACAUCUCAGUCUUAUUUUCGCAAGUAAUGGCAGUACGCGCAGUCUCGAUGCCGUCGACAAGUCUGCGAAUAAACGGCGGUCUUUUCUUGAGUCGCUGGGUAUCCGGCCCUCAUCAUCAUCUUUGGCUGCUUCUACAACCACGUCGCGAGGCAGGUCCCAUGGGGUGGUUUUGGAUGAAUGGAAUUUAGGUAAUGGUGAAGAAGAUGACGAUAAGCCUUUGGGUGAAGACAAGCGAAACCGUUCACACGGACCCCGCAUAGCUCCCCAAGACCUGUCGGCGCACCGCCAUUCCCGACUGCACGCACGCAGUCGCAGUACGGAGUUGGGCCCAGCUUUUGUGCCUAUGCCUGCACCUGCUUUGACGACGCGUCGUGUUGCACUACGACCUGACUUUGUAAGACACUCAACACCAAAUGUUAGUGGAUGGAACCCCAUGUGGGACGAUCAUCCCAAUCUUGGACAAGACGAGGACGAUGGAAACCUUAGUGUUUCAACUCUUUCGUGUUCUUCUGACGAGGAGUCUGAUUCUAGCCAUCACAUUGGUGAUCACAACACAAUAGCUGGCAAUUCAGCCUCAACAAAAAAUACAACCACAACAAUUGCAACAACCAAAUCUGGAAACAAUGUCACGGUUGUAGAUAACGACUUGUCGACAUGCGCGGUGUGCAUUGACGACAUGACUCCUGAAGAUUCUGUGCGCGUACUUUCGUGCGGCCACAUUUUCCAUGAUGAGUGUAUUGGUCCGUGGCUUUUGUCGCGCCGUGCCUGCUGUCCCAUGUGCAAGCGCGAUCUGUAUGCGCCCAAGCCCAUUGACCCGCUAGGCCCGGAGCCCUUGCGCGAGACUGGGCGGCUUGGUAUAGCUACUGAAACUGCAGCUGAGCGAAGAGAACGGCGCAGGCGUCGUCAGCAGCAGCAGCAGCAGCAGCAACAACAAAAUCAAAUUCGGCACCGCCAUAGUCGGAGCAUUGGACGAGAAACUGGUAGCACAAGAAUAAGUCACGAGACAGCGCAGGACGCUGGCCAUGGAGGUGCUCUUGGGCGGUUAUUUGGGUCCCUUUGGGGGGCUCCUCGAGUGGGAAGCAGUAGUGGCAGCGAUAGUUCACAAUCUGUGCAUACUUCGAGUGGCCCACAACAGCACUCACCAUGA